GGGAAGAGAAGCGCGGACACGCGUCAAACCUCCAUCCUUUACGGAGCAAAACGCAAACCGCGACUAGCCACGACCUACGGCUACUCGGCACCUUCCGCCGAUGCUCGUGAGCGCUCGUCACCACCGCACGCGAGGUGCAGCUGAGACAACAACCGCAACUGACAGCGACAGGCAAAGCUCGUUGUUUCGGGCCUUUCGGGCAGAGCUGACGAGAGUGAUUUGCGUAAUUCUGUUUAUUUUACGUUAUUGUCGACGAAAAGUAUAACGACUUUUCGGUGUUUCCGAAGAAGCGAUAAACGAAAGCAAGGACAGUAUGAUGUCUUGGCUCUUUGGCAAGAAAAAGCACAAGGAUUCACCACCCGAAUCCAGAGACGAGCGAGAGAAUCAGCCUCCUGCGGAUCCAGGAGAUGAUUUCGUAGUAAUUGAGAGAAGAAGGACCUCAUUACCGCCUAACGUAGGUGGCCAAGGUGCCCCUUAUCCCAGUGGAUUAUAUCCAUUCAUCGGUGGAACACCGAUGAAUCCGACGAUGUCAGUCGGUAACUUGCCUAAACUAAGUCAGCAAGUGGAUGCUCCGCAUUACCUGAGCGGUGUGCCAUUUAAAUUGUGCAGGCAGUUGGAAAGCAAUAUGAACACCGAUUUCGAAAUCGAUGGUCUACGUAUUAGCGAAAUAUUGUCCUUUAUUGAAAGAUUAGAGAACCAAAAUUAUGAUUACGAUUUCUCUCUGGAGGAAGGUGUUAUCAGGGAAAUGGAUAGCACGAGUAACGAAUGAUCCCAAGUCUCUUUGACUUUUGUAAAACAGGUGUAUGUUGUACGUCAUUGAAGAAUUGAGGAAUCAAAAUGAAAUUUGACCUUUCCUAGUUACGUGCAUACGUAAUAGAGCUAUAUUUUUCAAAAGCGCAACACCAUGUACGAGAAAUUGAUUUCUGUCUUUUAUUUAUAUAAGAAUUUAUAUAUAACAAUGGUGAUUUCCUUCUUCAAGUAAUUAUAGUUAAAAAUACAUGUUACUUUUGUACACUGAAUGUAUCGAAUAGCAAACAUGUUUAUGUGCGAUUUUAUCAGAAUCAAUGAUUAAUGAAUAUGUAUUCGUUAUUUCGUACAUGUCGAAGAGAUACUUUUAUUGCCAUAUUGUUCGUAUAUGUAAAUAAAGUAUAUAACACGUUCGAUUUCGUGUCUCACGAUUUCGAAGUAACUGUUGUAUCGACGAUGCCAUUUUUUCAGAGAUGUAAAAAGGAUAUUUUUAUUCGAUUUAUUCGAUUCGUAGAAUGUAUAACGGUUAUUAUAAGAGCUACUUAUUAUAUUUUACGUUUAUCGUUACAUCAUAUUUGUCUAAUCAAUGUAUCUUAGGUCGUAAAAAUUAAAUAUGAAAUUAAACCCA
Messenger RNA from Ooceraea biroi (clonal raider ant), 1375 nucleotides. RefSeq lists its product as uncharacterized. The record is from RefSeq and is a predicted model, not a curated record. Lineage: Eukaryota; Metazoa; Arthropoda; Insecta; Hymenoptera; Formicidae.